Messenger RNA from Centruroides sculpturatus (bark scorpion), 1938 nucleotides. RefSeq names its product ubiquilin-2-like. Lineage: Eukaryota; Metazoa; Arthropoda; Arachnida; Scorpiones; Buthidae. Gene Ontology annotation, cellular component: cytosol. The coding region runs from base 46 to 1446 and encodes 466 amino acids. The record is from RefSeq and is a predicted model, not a curated record. Gene Ontology annotation, biological process: ubiquitin-dependent protein catabolic process. Gene Ontology annotation, molecular function: polyubiquitin modification-dependent protein binding. The transcript is spliced from 14 exons.
GCAACUGCAGCGACAUCGAUUGGCGGCAGUUACAGUCAAGGUAAAAUGGCAGACAAUAGCGACGAGAGAACCAUCGAUGUUUCUAUUAAAAUCGAUGGUAAUAAGCAUAAUUUGAAUGUUAAAUAUAACAGUUCUGUAGAAGAGUUAAAAAAGGAAAUUUCUAAAGAGUGCAAUUUGCCAACCGAUCAAUUAUGUGUGAUAUUUGGAGGGAAGCUUUUAGAUGAUAAUGGAAAUCUUGUUUCUAAUGGAAUUCAAGAAGGUUGUGUCAUUCAUGUAGUGACAAAAACUGCUGUUAGGAGCCAAGAACAAAUUGAACAAGCUUGUGCAAUGACUUCGUCAAUCUUUACUGCUGCUCCAUUUGGACUGGAUUCAGUAGGUGGACUUUCAGGACUUAAUAAUCUUGGAAUGGGAUCUGCUAAUUUUAUGGAACUCCAGCAAAGGAUGCAAAAUCAACUGAUGAACAAUCCUGAGCUUCUACAGCAAAUUGUAGAAAAUCCUUUUGUGCAAAGUUUGAUGUCCAAUCCAGAAUAUAUGAAGCAAUUAAUUUUUAGCAAUUCUCAGAUGCAAGAGUUAAUGUUGAGAAAUCCAGAAGUUAGAAAAUCACUAAACAAUACAGAGUUAUUAAAACAAACUAUGGAAGUAGUAAAAAAUCCUGGGAUGUUGCAAGUAUUAUUGAAAUCACAAGAUAAAAUGUUAAAUAAUGUUGAGAAUUCAUCUGAAACACAAGAAAAACUCAGCGAAGAUAAGAUUGAUGAAACAACAGAUACUACAGAAAAGAAAGAAUUGAAUCAAAGUGAAAUAAAACUGUCACCGUCGAGUCAAGGUAUACUUAAUUCUCCAGCCAUGCAGUCUCUAAUGCAACAGAUAAUUACAAAUCCGAAAUUGAUGCAGAACAUGUUCAAUGCUCCAUAUGUCCAAGCUAUGCUUCAGUUUUUAACAGCAAAUCCUCAAAUGGCUGAAAAGUUUAUUGCCACUCAUCCUGUGUUUUCUGAAGAUCCUAAACUACAAGAACAAAUGAAGCUUGCUAUGCCUAAUUGCUUACAGCAGCUUCAAAAUCCAGAUAUACAUAAUUUAGUUUCAAAUCCAGAAGCCAUGCAAGCUAUUAUGCAAAUUCAGCAAGGCAUGGAUCAGUUGCAUCAAAUUGCACCCAAUGUUUUCAACAUAUUUCCUGGGCAAUCUACAAAAGAAUCUGCAAAUUCCAAUGUUACAAAUUCACCAUUAAGAGGCAGCUUUCAAGAUUCAUUUAAAAAAUUUAUGGCAAGUAUGGUCACUGCAAUGGCACAAAAUGAAGUAACAAAUCCACAGUCAGAAGUGAAAUAUUGUGGUGAACUAGAACAGUUAUCUGCUAUGGGAUUUUUUAAUAAGGAUGCUAACUUACAAGCAUUAAUUAGUACUUCUGGCGAUGUUAAUGCGGCUGUAGAGCAAUUGCUAAAAUCUCAGCAAUAAAUUUACAUUUAAUGAAGGCUCUGUGAUCACGGCUGCUCUAUUGCUCAAAGCACCAUCAAGCAUUUGCUGAAUAUAGGUAAUCCAAAAGAAUGGUUUCUGAUACAGAAACAUGCUAAGCAUUGCCAAAUGUAAAUUAAAUUUAAAGUGAUAUAAUUCUAUAAACUUGUCAUCUGUAAUAUUUUUCAUUUUGUUCAGUUCAUAUUUUUAAAUUCAUGUACUCGUCUAUUGUCGUCUUUCACUCAUUUUAUGCAUUGAACAAAUUUUUGUACAUAUAUAAAAUUUAUCAGGACUUAUAAAAUGUGUGAAGUAUAACAAAAUUCAUUAAAUAUACGGCUAUAUAAGAUUGUAUAAUGUGCUAAUUCUAUAGUUAUUCAUAUAAUGAUAUUUAUUAAAUUAUAAUCCAUCGAGUGUUAAAAAUAUAAAUUUACAAAUGAAUGUAUUCUGCCACUGCCUGUACCAACAAUUAGAAUUAUAAUAAAAUGCAUCAUGAAA